Molecule: messenger RNA, 894 nt
Organism: Peronospora belbahrii
Lineage: Eukaryota; Oomycota; Peronosporomycetes; Peronosporales; Peronosporaceae
Source: the annotation of a GenBank genome assembly
AUGAGUGGUAAUUUAGACCCAACACUGCAGUAUCAAGUAAUAGAGCGUAUUGGUGGUGGUGCAUUUGGGGAAGUAUUUAAGGGGAUUCAUAUACAAACAAAUGAAGUCGUUGCCAUAAAAAUCGUCGACCUUGAGUCCGCAGCUGAUGAGAUUGAGGAUGUCCAGCAGGAAAUCCAUGUAUUAUCACAGUGUUCGUGUGAUCAGCUGACAAUGUACUCGGGUUCUUUUAUUGCAGGGACAAAAUUAUGGAUUAUCAUGGAGUUUCUAUCUGGUGGCUCAGUGCUGGACAUUAUGCGAAAUGGUCCUUUGGAUGAAGCAUUCAUUGCUAUUAUUUUAUGUGAAUUACUAAAGGGUCUUGAGUAUCUGCACUCGGAGAAGAAGAUCCAUCGUGAUAUAAAAGCUGCAAAUGUCUUGCUAAGUGGAGACGGUCAUGUGAAACUUGCCGAUUUUGGUGUCACAGGUCAAAUUACAGAGACAAUGACGAAGCGCAAUACAGCAGUGGGCACUCCAUUUUGGAUGGCACCUGAAGUCAUUCAAGAGUCAGAGUACGACUUUAAGGCAGAUAUUUGGUCACUGGGUAUUACUGCGAUUGAGAUGGCAAAAGGUACACCUCCACUUGCUGAUAUUCACCCGAUGAAAGUGCUUUUCAUGAUUCCGACGAUGGACCCGCCCACGUUGGAAGGCAGCUUUUCGCCACGAUUUACAGAUUUUGUGUCUUGCUGCUUGCAAAAGCCCCCACGCGAUCGACCGACUGCAUCCGAGCUUCUACAGCACCCGUUCAUUCGCUCUGCUAAGCACAUCUCACAUCUCACAAAACUUUUGGAUCGAAACCAAUUACAAAAUUUACAGCAAGAUGGACGCGAAAAGGCUCACAAGGUGAAGAAAGUGGUUUAA